CACACUUGGCUGCCAAUCAAAAUCAUCACCAACCCCACUUUGUAUAUGCUUGGAUUCGUAUGGCUUCCUUGUGAACCACACUGACUUUAUUCACAAUCCUAGUCCUUUUCCAUAUCAUAUACAUAUAAGACUAUUGUUUGAUCCAAAUCUCUCUGCUUUUUUUCCUCCCCAGAAUUUUCCAGCCCAAGUUGUUGUUAUUUCCCAGAGAAAAAAAAAAUCCUUUCAUAUUCGACCUGCUUCAAGCCUUUUUAAUUUGUGGAUGGUAUCUUCACCAUCCAUCAUUCAUCAACUGAGUUUUGAGUUUAAGGUACCUCCAGGUUCUAUUAUUUAUUACUCUUCUUUUAUGUUAUAUUCCUUUUUUUUUCUUUUUUCUUUUUUGGUAAUAAUUAUUAUGUGGGUCCUGGUUACAAAAACUCAGGAGUAGUUGAUGAUGUCUGUAUCUCAAGGAUUUUAAGUACUGGGUUUUCGCAGAUAUGUCUUGAUUCAAUUUAUAUGGUAAAGGACAGAGAUUAAGACUUGAUGGAGUGAGCUAAGCAAGAUUUGGUGAGAAUCUAGACUUGGAAUUUGAAUUUAUUUACUGGAAAGCCAUGGCAAGAGGCAGGGGAGAGAGAGAAGACUAUGAGAAGAACCCGGGUUUGCUCUCACUCUUGCAAGUUCUCUCAUUCUUGGUUGUUUUUGUUGCCGGGGUCGUUAUAGGAUUAGCAACAAGCGCGCAUAUUAAUCGGCAUUUUGGUUCACAAACUGAGAUUUACUCCUUCAUUAAUCACUUCUCCUCCAAUAAGCCAAAUGAGGAGGAAAAUUGUACCAUUGUGCAAGGUUGCGAGAAGGUUGAUUGUUUGAGCAUGGAGACGUUUCUUCAACCGAAGAAUUUGACACACGAUAUGUCUGAUGAUGAGCUCUUUUGGAGAGCUUCAAUGGUGCCCGGGAAGGAAGAAUUUCCAUUCGAGAGAGUGCCUAAAGUGGCUUUCAUGUUUUUGAGUAGAGGACCUUUGCCCAUGAUGCCAUUGUGGGAGAGGUUUUUUCAAGGCCAUGACAAGUUUUUCUCGAUUUACGUGCACGUGCUUCCAGGGUAUAAGCUCAAUGUAUCUAGCACCUCUCCCUUUUAUGGACGCCAAAUUCCCAGUCAGCUUGUUUCAUGGGGAACAGUAACACUAGUUGAUGCAGAGAGGCGCCUUCUAUCCAAUGCCUUGCUUGACUUCUCAAAUCAGCGCUUUGUUCUUCUCUCCGAGAGCUGCAUCCCGGUCUAUAAUUUCCCUACUGUCUACAAGUAUCUCAUUGGCUCUAACCAUAGCUUUGUUGAGUCGUACGACGAUCCUGGCCGUUAUGGACGUGGUCGUUACAGCAGAAAAAUGCUUCCUGAGAUUGAACUCUAUCAAUGGAGGAAAGGGUCUCAGUGGUUUGAACUUAGCCGUACGUUAGCAAUUUACAUAGUCUCAGAAACAAAGUUCUACACCCUCUUCAGUAGGUAUUGCUUGCCUGCUUGCUACCCGGAUGAGCAUUACAUGCCAACUUACUUCAACAUGUUCCAUGGAUCGCUAAACUCAAAUCGGACUGUGACUUGGGUUGACUGGUCGCUGGGAGGUCCGCACCCUGCAACAUACGGGGGAGAUAACAUUACAGAAGAUUUUGUACGGUCAAUACGAAACAGUGGAGCACUAUGUCAGUACAAUUCAGAGAUGACAUCUAUUUGUUACCUAUUUGCUAGGAAGUUUGCACCAAGUGCACUGGAGCCAUUGCUGGAGCUGGCCUCAUCAGUGAUGGAAUUUUGAUUCUUUGAGCAGAAAAUUUUUUGUAGGACUUUUAUUCUUGUCCAACCGUAGGGGUUUUGGCCAAUCAGUUUUGCCUCUAUACAAAAAUGUACAGGUAGUUUUGGAUAGAGAGUUUGGGUUCUCAAUCAUUGAGAGAAUAUGUUGGUUCUUAAAUAAAUUUUGGAAUCCGCAAACUCCUUCGAAGAAGGAAAGCAUCAAUA
Prunus dulcis (almond) is the source of this 1969-nucleotide messenger RNA. RefSeq names its product glycosyltransferase BC10. The transcript has 2 exons. Lineage: Eukaryota; Viridiplantae; Streptophyta; Magnoliopsida; Rosales; Rosaceae. The record is from RefSeq and is a predicted model, not a curated record. Bases 588 to 1769 code for a protein of 393 amino acids. Gene Ontology annotation, cellular component: membrane. Gene Ontology annotation, molecular function: glycosyltransferase activity.